Penicillium subrubescens is the source of this 945-nucleotide messenger RNA. Its product is annotated as class I SAM-dependent methyltransferase. The transcript has a single exon. Bases 1 to 945 code for a protein of 314 amino acids. Lineage: Eukaryota; Fungi; Ascomycota; Eurotiomycetes; Eurotiales; Aspergillaceae. The record is from RefSeq and is a predicted model, not a curated record.
AUGGGGAUAGACGGGCAACAAACCACUCACGGCCAGAGCUAUGCUUACACUAGUCCCUACUGGGCCGAAUUCUACGACAUGUGGGUUGAAGAUAUCGUUGGUCCGACUGCACUGGCAAAAGAUGACGACUUCUUCUUCAGCUUACUAUCCCCAUUCCUAUCGAGCAACAGUUCCAUUCAGGAGCCACUGCGAGUAGUGGACAUGGCGACAGGCACGGGUCGAGUCAUUCGUGGGAUAUUACGAAAGAUGGAAUCGCAUGCACAAACAAAAAAGCCCCUGGAAAAUCAAGACAGAAUCGAGAUCUGGGGUAUCGAUCAUAGUCAAGCGAUGAUUGAGCGCGCCAAGAGCCUUCUGGAAAUGAAAUUGCAACCCUCGACAACUCUGAUAUGGCGCAAUACUACGGCGGCGAGCUUUGUUGAUGACAACCCAGAACUUCAAAAUACAGUCGACCUGAUCAUUUUUGCGGCAGGCAGUAUUGGACAUUUGACAGCGCCGGGUGAAAAAAAGAGGUAUCUACAACAAGUCGUGAAAGCGCUUCGCAAAACAGAUCAUUCCCGAACACGCCAUCCUGUCGCUGCCAUUUCUAUCUUGAAGGAGGAAGACAGCUUGGAUUCCAAAGAACAAGACAUCCCUAACUUACAAGUCUCCCACGCGACUGAGAUGCGAAAGAUUUCCCAGCGAUGGCCGCAUCUGGAGUAUCAUAAGUCUCCGAUAACAACUUUGCGAAACGAGGACAGAUUGAUCGACUCGUUCAAGUUGAGCGUCAUCGAGACUGCAACUGGGAAGAUUAUUUCUCAAGAGAUGUACUCCUGGAGUUUGAAAUCGUUCAACGAGGAUGAAUGGGACAGGGAAUUAGGUGACUGCGGUUUGAGGAUCGGCCAUAAAAUUCAAACGAAAAGCAAUAUGGGAAGCGAAACUUGGUAUCUUCUAUAUCUUACAAAGUAA